Molecule: messenger RNA, 2022 nt
Organism: Sparassis crispa
Lineage: Eukaryota; Fungi; Basidiomycota; Agaricomycetes; Polyporales; Sparassidaceae
Exons: 4
Coding region: 1-2022 (673 amino acids)
Source: RefSeq, a predicted model, not a curated record
AUGGCCCUCACUGCAACUGCACAAUCUGCUCUGCCCCACUCUCGCGGUCCGGUGUGGAACGAGGUUAUCGUUCCCACUCUUCGCAAACGUCUGAAGGACGAGAGUAAGAUAUUGGCGAAGCGGAUAUCAGCCGCUUCCAUAGGCUCAGGCGAUGACCACUCUUCCGACUACCAAUCGAGUGCGUUUUCUACCCCACCCACCCAGUUUUCGCAGUAUCAGAGGCCAAGCGCCAUACCUCGUCCAAGCCUGCAGCAUUCCAGAAAUGGAACAGACUCCUCGCAAGCCACACCGUCGCCCCCACAGACCUUCCACCGCGCUCGCACAUACUCGCAGCCAUACCUCUUCGACGAGUCCGGAGUAUUACUUCCUGAACCGACACCGUCGCGGUCGAACUCUCCUAUGAUCAAUGGUACGACCACUCGUAUCCCUGUCUCUCGUGGUAGGGCAGGCAGCUCCUCCAGCCACGCACAUGGCUCCACGCAUGGCAGCAUUGGCCGCCCCGAGGGCAGUGGUCAUACUUACAUAGAAUCCUCUGAUCUGUAUCCAGUCGAUGAAAGCCUGCAUACCCAUUCUACGCGCUCCACUGUCCGCAUACCGCCCGCCCAAGGGUCGCGCUUAUUUCGCGAACACGCACCGUUUGGUUCCGUCCGCUCGAUCGACUAUGACCCCCCACGCCUGUCUUCCGACUCCGAAGAGCGCCCAUUUGAACAUUGGUAUCGCGGAGAUGUCUCGAGGAACGGCGGCGUUGGUGAGUUGCGCGUCGGGCGGCGCGAAGAGAUGCUUGAUAUUGCGAGCUACGGUCACACGUUCCGCAAUGCUUCUUCACGCGCCGCGCUCAGCAGCUAUUCUCGCUCAAGAUCGAACUCGCGGGGCAGAGACACGGAGUCGCAUACAGGGAUGCGUUCGCGGGCGGAAGGUGUCGGGGCAACGACGAGGGAGAGCUUCUACCUCGAUGAAGACGAGCAUACACAGGACAUGGAUAUGGUGCUAGACGAGCAGCCGCUGACGGACCUGGAGAGCGACGGAUACGCAGAUCAGGAGGAGGUGCUUGAUUUGUACAGCGAGCAGGACGUGCUGCCUCACCCCAACGGGACCGUCUCCUCGCCCUCGUUGACGCUGAGUAACGACAUCUCUGGACACCGGUACGCGCAGCAGAGUGUUUCGCGAAUACCUAUGCCCUCGACGCGACACAUUUCACCACCUCCCAGGACGCCCACGCCUACGCAAGCUAUGCGUAGUAUGUCCGAGGCAAGCACCUCGUCAGCCACUUCCACUCCACGCUCGGAGCAACCCUCCCGCAUGCAACCCUCUCCGCAAAGCCAAACGCCAGUUAAGUCCGCUCCGUCGACUGCGAAGCGACGCGCGAAGAGUCCUGCGACUCCUGGGUCAGCUACUUCCUCGAAGAAACCGAAGACGAAGCCUCCUCCAUCCUCAAUGCAGAAAAAACUGCAGCUCAAGGAAGAAUACAGGAGAUCAGUUGGUGUGUACCCAGCGCCCGACGGCGAUAAUGUGGUAGAUGCUAUUCCAUCUUGGACCCAGCCCGUGCCUUCUGGGAACUGGGAUGAUGUCGUGCUUCCUGUCGUUGCUCGUAAGAAGGGUCUUGACGGUCACUACGCGACAGCGGAUGGAAAUCCACGCCCGAAGCCCAAACUUGCUGUAUAUGAGCCCGCACCAGGUACUUUCGGCUAUGAUCAUUCAAAGUAUCGGCCCCCAAAUGCCAACAUGGCACCCCAAGAUAUUCCCAUGGACGAGUUCGGGCAGAAGAAGGAAGUGGAAUCUGUUCUGAAUCCAGAACCGACACAUCAACCCAGUCUGGCACCAAAACCUUCCCCAGAACCAGACAGAGCCCGCCUGCGUCCCUCCCCACCACCGUCCCCUCCCCCCUUCUCCCACUAUGCGGAAAACAAUGACGAGACUACACUGCACGUCACCCAGUUCCCAAGUCCGCCUCGGCGGAAAGCCAAGGAUGGCCGAGCAGACGACGAUGGAGGUGCUGGAUGUUGUAGGUGCAUUGUUAUGUGA